Molecule: messenger RNA, 504 nt
Organism: Microthlaspi erraticum
Lineage: Eukaryota; Viridiplantae; Streptophyta; Magnoliopsida; Brassicales; Brassicaceae
Source: the annotation of a GenBank genome assembly
AUGCCUUGUCAUGAUAGGAUCUCCGUCGACAAUGAGGUCAAAUAUGAUAUCAAAAAUGCUUUAACGAAUGAUUUUGAUGAUCGUUGGUGGAAUCUUGGUGAGGUUCCUCAAGAGCAGAAAGACAAGUGGUGGUCUGAUUUUGUGAUGAUGGAGUUGGGUGAGGAGCCAUCAAUCACAGAUUUAGUGCGAAAGACGAUGAAGCUUGAUGGAACUUUUGCUGACAAACGUGCAAAGAUGAUUGUUGAUGAAGUUGAGUCGAUUGUUGUUUCCCAGCAAUUGAACAACACUGAACAUGUUGAGGUUGGAAACCAAGAGACGAACUCACACACACCAAUUACACCACUUAUGCAAGAUGAGGCUUUUUAUUCGAUAGUCAAACCGUAUAAAGGAAGGGUGUUUGGACUUCGAUCUGCUCAGAUGGAGAGUUAUGAUCCCAUUGAUCCACCAUCUCUUGUUCUUCCUCGUCAAGCUCGUUAUGAGCGGGACCUGGAGUUGUCAACAUAA